AAAAUAUAUUCUGCUACAUGUCUUUGCUAAAAAAAAAAUCUCCCAAUACGUGGUCUGGGGAGACCAGAUAUAGUGAAUGCAGGGUCUGGGGAGACCAGAUAUAGUGAAUGCAGGGUCCGGGGAGACCAGAUAGAUAUAGUGAAUGCAGGGUCUGGGGAGACCAGAUGUAGUGAAUGCAGGGUCCGGGGAGACCAGAUAUAGUGAAUGCAGGGUCUGGGGAGACCAGAUAUAGUGAAUGCAGGGUCCAGGGAGACCAGAUAGAUAUAGUGAAUGCAGGGUCUGGGGAGACCAGAUAUAGUGAAUGCAGGGUCCAGGGACCAGAUAUAGUGAACGCAGGGUCCGGGGAGACCAGAUAUAGUGAAUGCAGGGUCUGGGGAGACCAGAUAUAGUGAAUGCAGGGUCCAGGGAGACCAGAUAUAGUGAAUGCAGGGUCCAGGGAGACCAAAUAGAUUUAGUGAAUGCAGGGU
Molecule: messenger RNA, 467 nt
Organism: Staurois parvus
Lineage: Eukaryota; Metazoa; Chordata; Amphibia; Anura; Ranidae
Source: the annotation of a GenBank genome assembly